AUGCAAAAACCUAAGCGCUUUCUGCUGUCGGCGGGGCUGAACAAUGGGACCAAUCAGAAACAGCCGCCCCACCAUUCCUCCCGAAGGUAUAAGAGGCCGCAAUGUGGGCGGAUUGUAGCAUUCUCUGUGAAAGUGUCUGUGAUAGAAAAGGGCGGCGGGAAAGGUCGCGCCAAGGCGAAGUCUUGGUCGUCCCGGGCUGGCCUGCAGUUCCCGGUGGGCCGUGUUCACAGGCUCCUGAGAAAGGGUAACUAUGCUGAGCGUGUGGGUGCCGGAGCGCCGGUCUAUCUGGCUGCGGUGCUGGAGUAUCUGACGGCUGAAAUCCUGGAGUUGGCCGGCAACGCGGCCCGGGACAACAAGAAGACCCGCAUCAUCCCCAGGCACCUGCAGCUGGCCGUGCGCAACGACGAAGAGCUCAACAAGCUGCUGGGAGGGGUGACCAUCGCUCAGGGUGGGGUGCUGCCUAAUAUCCAGGCCGUACUCCUGCCUAAGAAAACCGCCGCUGCUGGAUCUGCUAAAAAGUGA
Messenger RNA from Hemiscyllium ocellatum (epaulette shark), 522 nucleotides. RefSeq names its product histone H2A, sperm-like. Gene Ontology annotation, cellular component: nucleosome. Bases 1 to 522 code for a protein of 173 amino acids. The record is from RefSeq and is a predicted model, not a curated record. Gene Ontology annotation, molecular function: structural constituent of chromatin; DNA binding; protein heterodimerization activity. The transcript has 2 exons. NCBI's taxonomy places the organism in Eukaryota, Metazoa, Chordata, Chondrichthyes, Orectolobiformes, Hemiscylliidae.